This is a messenger RNA of Loa loa (African eye worm), 1023 nucleotides long. RefSeq names its product CMGC/CDK/CDC2 protein kinase. The transcript has 7 exons. Gene Ontology annotation, molecular function: cyclin-dependent protein serine/threonine kinase activity; ATP binding. The record is from RefSeq and is a predicted model, not a curated record. NCBI's taxonomy places the organism in Eukaryota, Metazoa, Nematoda, Chromadorea, Rhabditida, Onchocercidae. Gene Ontology annotation, cellular component: nucleus. The coding region runs from base 1 to 1023 and encodes 340 amino acids. Gene Ontology annotation, biological process: protein phosphorylation.
AUGACCACUUCGGAAGACGGAUUGAAGUAUUAUUCCAUGAUAGAGAAGAUCGGUGAAGGUAGUUUCGGCAUGGUUUACAAAGCAGUUGACAUUCGAACCGGGAAACUCGUUGCUUUGAAGCGUCUUUGUUUCGAUAGAACUCCUGACGGUAUGCUUAAACCCGCUGUUUUACGUGAAAUAUCAAUUAUGAGAGAGUUGGAUCAUCCAAAUAUUGUACGACUUGAAGAAGUAAUUUUUGAUGAGACAAAUGUACAUUUGGCUUUCGAAUUUUUGUAUAUCGAUUUGUGGAAAUAUCUGAAACAGUUACCCAGGAAUAUCUUCAUGGAACGAUGGCUUCAGAAAUCAUUUCAAUAUCAAAUCCUUCAAGGAAUGUGCUAUUGUCAUCAGCGAGCCAUCUUGCAUCGCGAUAUGAAACCAUCAAAUCUUUUACUUAAUACUUACGGUGCUAUCAAAAUUGCCGAUUUUGGUUUAGCGAGAGAGUUCAGCAUGCCAAUACGUGCUUAUACAAGUAGGAUAGCAACGCAAUGGUACAGAGCACCCGAACUUCUUCUUGGAACACUUCGAUACACUCCAGCAAUCGAUAUGUGGAGUAUUGGAUGUAUAUUUGCAGAAAUGGCCACGAAAGAUGUUCUCUUCCGUGGACAAUCACAAAUGAGUCAGAUAAAAGAAAUAUUUUCACGAUUAAAAACGCCCACAGAAGAGAUCUGGAAAGGAGUAUCGGAACUACCAUUUUAUUCAACUAUUGUAUUUCCUCGUUAUGAAGAUGAUCAUUUUGAUAAUUUGCUCAGCUCCUACGUGGAUCCCAUCGGCAUCGCCGUAAUUCGACUCUUACUUACAUACGAUCCAGCCAAGCGUGUAUCAGCCAAACAACUCCUCAAACAUCCAUAUUAUUCUGAUGUGGAUCGUUCAAAGUUACCAGAUCCCAACUACGAUGGUACGUUACCAAUGCCAGCUAGAUCUUGGAAUCUAGAUUUCACUGCAGAGGAGUACCCAAGUACCAGUAAGUACUGUAAAGAAGUGUGA